This is a messenger RNA of Ogataea philodendri, 933 nucleotides long. RefSeq lists its product as uncharacterized. The record is from RefSeq and is a predicted model, not a curated record. Bases 1 to 933 code for a protein of 310 amino acids. The transcript has 3 exons. Lineage: Eukaryota; Fungi; Ascomycota; Pichiomycetes; Pichiales; Pichiaceae.
AUGCACGCUAAAUUGUUGUGUGUCAAUUACGACUUGGAGAGUGCACAGCCCGAAAUCAAGCGUUUUUCUCGCAGUUGGUUAAUUGACGGCCUUUUCGUGGAGCCAAUUGGACACCAUUUCGAUGGAUUUCUUGUGCACGUUUCCUUGAGCAAACUCUGUGUUGCCGUCCAGACGCUCAAACAAAAACUUGCCGUCACCAAAAGUGGUUGCAAGCAAAGAACCUGCGGUGUCGUCGGAUUGGUCGUCCGAAGAGCUGAUCUGCGACAGAUUGAGCACCUGGCGUUUGCAGAUCUGGGUGAUUUCUGUCUCCAGCAAGGUCUUAAUGGUGGUCCAUUUCUUGGACGUGAACAGAUCGGACUUGUUGCAGAAGAGCUGGAAGUCCACUCCGUUGGGCACCGAUUCUGUGAUCUCGUACAACCUUUGAGCGACGUUGAGUUUUGUUUCAAAAAUGGGUACAAAUACAAGGACUUGAGUUUUUCGUUGCCCGGGAAGUCGAUCACCUCGUACGAGCCGAUCUGGGAGCCCAGAUUGAGAACGCCCUUGUUGGGCUCAACAGAAGUGACGGUCAAGACAGGCAGUUCCUUUUUGGUGAGCAGCUCGAACAGACUUGUUUUUCCACUUGAUUUGGGGCCAGAAAUGACGAAAACCGACUUCUUGGCGCUAAACAGGCGUUUGCGGUCAAAAAUAACCGCCGUGACGACCAGCACAACAAGCGCCAGCGCAAUCGACACAAUAAAUUUCAGUAAUUACGACUUUGUCGGCUGGUCGAUUCUAUUGGAGUCGUCGUCGCUGGCCUCGCCAGAAACGGUUUCCAGGACGGCCUCGUAUCCUUCGUCCACGUUGGCCACAGGACCCUCGUACCAUCUUCUGGCGUCCACCAUGUACCAGAUCAAGGAGAAGAGCAGCACAGCACCGAGCAUCAAAACGGUGUAG